This is a messenger RNA of Piliocolobus tephrosceles (Ugandan red Colobus), 2072 nucleotides long. It is a transcript of the gene NFIL3, whose product is annotated as nuclear factor, interleukin 3 regulated. The record is from RefSeq and is a predicted model, not a curated record. The transcript is spliced from 2 exons. NCBI's taxonomy places the organism in Eukaryota, Metazoa, Chordata, Mammalia, Primates, Cercopithecidae. Gene Ontology annotation, cellular component: nucleus. Bases 383 to 1771 code for a protein of 462 amino acids. Gene Ontology annotation, molecular function: DNA binding; DNA-binding transcription factor activity. Gene Ontology annotation, biological process: immune response; circadian rhythm; transcription by RNA polymerase II.
UGCAGGGGGCGGUGUUUUGUGCGUGGAGCUUUCCCUCCCGGCUCCCGGCCGUCGCGGCUCUCCGGAGAGGCGCCGGGGCAUUUUCAUCGCUGCCUCCGCCGCGCAGCCCCGCGUAGCUGGCCGCGCCAACCCCUUCCCUGCCGCAGCGCGCCCCGAGUGUUGGCAGCUUGCCAGCCACCACCCCCCGCCUUCCCUCCUGCCCACCCCAAGAUAACCACGGAGGCCCAACUUCAUUCAAUAAGGAGCCUCACGGAUUUAUCCCAGACAGUAGAACAAAAGGAAGAAUAUUGAUGGAUUUCAAACCAGAGUUUUUAAAGAGCUUGAGAAUACGGGGAAAUUAAUUUGUUCUCCUACACACAUAUAUAGGGGAAGGUUGUUUCUGAUGCAGCUGAGAAAAAUGCAGACCAUCAAAAAGGAGCAGGCAUCUCUUGAUGCCAAUAGCAAUGUGGACAAGAUGAUGGUCCUUAAUUCUGCUUUAACGGAAGUGUCUGAAGACUCCACCACAGGUGAGGAGCUGCUUCUCAGUGAAGGAAGUGUGGGGAAAAACAAAUCUUCUGCGUGUCGGAGGAAACGGGAGUUCAUUCCCGAUGAAAAGAAAGAUGCGAUGUAUUGGGAAAAAAGGCGGAAAAAUAAUGAAGCUGCCAAAAGAUCUCGUGAGAAGCGUCGACUGAAUGACCUGGUUUUAGAGAACAAACUAAUUGCACUGGGAGAAGAAAACGCCACUUUAAAAGCUGAGCUGCUUUCACUAAAAUUAAAGUUUGGUUUAAUUAGCUCCACAGCGUAUGCUCAAGAGAUUCAGAAACUCAGUAAUUCUACAGCUGUGUACUUUCAAGAUUACCAGACUUCCAAAUCCAGUGUGAGCUCAUUUGUGGACGAGCACGAACCCUCGAUGGUGGCAAGCAGUUGUAUUUCUGUCAUUAAACACUCUCCACAAAGCUCGCUGUCCGAUGUUUCAGAAGUGUCCUCGGUAGAGCACACACAGGAGAGCUCUGUGCAGGGAAGCUGCAGAAGUCCUGAAAACAAGUUCCAGAUUAUCAAGCAAGAGCCGAUGGAAUUAGAGAGCUACACAAGGGAGCCAAGAGAUGACCGAGGCUCUUACACAGCGUCCAUCUAUCAAAACUAUAUGGGGAAUUCUUUUUCUGGAUACUCACACUCUCCCCCACUACUGCAAGUCAACCGAUCCUCCAGCAACUCCCCGAGAACGUCGGAAACCGACGAUGGUGUGGUAGGAAAGUCAUCUGAUGGCGAAGAUGAGCAACAGGUCCCCAAGGGCCCCAUCCAUUCUCCAGUUGAACUCAAGCACGUGCAUGCAACGGUGGUUAAAGUUCCAGAAGUGAAUUCCUCUGCCUUGCCACACAAGCUCCGGAUCAAAGCUAAAGCCAUGCAGAUCAAAGUAGAAGCCUUUGAUAAUGAAUUUGAGGCCACGCAAAAACUUUCCUCACCUAUUGACAUGACAUCUAAAAGACAUUUUGAACUCGAAAAGCAUAGUGCCCCAAGUAUGGUACAUUCUUCUCUUACUCCUUUCUCAGUGCAAGUGACUAACAUUCAAGAUUGGUCUCUCAAAUCGGAGCACUGGCAUCAAAAAGAACUGAGUGGCAAAACUCAGAAUAGUUUCAAAACUGGAGUUGUUGAAAUGAAAGACAGUGGCUACAAAGUUUCUGACCCAGAGAAUUUGUAUUUGAAGCAGGGGAUAGCAAACUUAUCUGCAGAGGUUGUCUCUCUGAAGAGACUUAUAGCCACACAACCAAUCUCUGCUUCAGACUCUGGGUAAAUUACUACUGAGUAAGAGCUGGGCAUUUAGAAAGACGUCAUUUGCAAUAGAGCAGUCCGUUUUGUAUUAUGCUGAAUUUUCACUGGACCUGUGAUGUCAUUUCACUGUGAUGUGCACAUGUUGUCUGUUUGGUGUCUUUCUGUGCACAGAUUAUGAUGAAGAUUAGAUUGUGUUAUCACUCUGCCUGUGUAUAGUCUAAUAGUCCAUGCAAAGGCUGUAUAUAUUGAACAUUAUUUUUGUUGUUCUAUUAUAAAGUGUGUAAGUUACCAGUUUCAAUAAAGGAUUGGUGACAAACACAGAA